Molecule: messenger RNA, 1833 nt
Organism: Xyrauchen texanus (razorback sucker)
Lineage: Eukaryota; Metazoa; Chordata; Actinopteri; Cypriniformes; Catostomidae
Product: syntaxin-11-like
Exons: 2
Coding region: 254-1135 (293 amino acids)
Biological process (GO): intracellular protein transport; synaptic vesicle fusion to presynaptic active zone membrane; exocytosis
Cellular component (GO): SNARE complex; presynaptic active zone membrane; endomembrane system
Molecular function (GO): SNARE binding; SNAP receptor activity
Source: RefSeq, a predicted model, not a curated record
CAGUAAUGACAAAAACGAUUCUGAAGGCGUUGCAGCCUGAAUAUCCCAUAUUGAUUUUGGCUGAAGUUCACAGAGGUAAACCAUUGAAAGAGAGCUCUUUCUUUUAAUUAGUUAACUUUCGUGCAAUGUCUUGUCGGAAACUCCCACCAGUCAUUUGUUUGCAACGUUAUUUCCUGCAACGACGCUGAGAGGUGAAAUGAGAUGGUGUGUGUUUAGCCAUUGAGUUGAACGAAGGGGCAUGAAAUAAGGAGAAAUGAAGGACAGGCUGGUUGAACUGGCAGGUGUUACCGCCAAAGACGUCCAAGAGGACGACCGAGUAGAUAACAGCGAAGACGUGGACAAUGGUGAACUUGAACAGCAAGCAGUGGUGUUUGAGGGUGAUGACAUCAUUGAGCACACCUUCAGAGAAGCCCAAUCCAUCCAGAAAGAAAUCGCCCAGCUCAGGAUGGAGGUAAAGAAUCUGGGCAAACAAAACACUCGCUUUCUCACCUCAGUCAGACGCAUCAGCGUCAUCAAACGCGACUCUAACACGAUUGCAAAGAGCAUCAAAACAAAAGGGGAGAACCUGUAUGCUCGCAUACAGCAGAUGGCUGCACAUUGUAAAGAGUUUGAGGAGAAACAUGGACCCCAAUCGGCUUUGGUCCGCAUGAUACGCCACCAGUUCGUCUCAAUAACGGCCUCAUUUCACGAGGCUAUGAGCGAAUACAACAAGGCUGAAAUGGCGCAGAGGGACAACUGCAAGACUCGCAUCCAAAGGCAAGCGGAAAUCAUGGGUAAAGAGGUGACCGGAGACCAAGUUGAAGACAUGAUCGAGACAGGCAAGUGGAAUGUCUUCUCGGACGACUUGCUCACGGACGGGCAAACCACUCGCUCAGCGCUCAAUGAGAUCGAGAAUCGCCACAAGGAGCUUCUGGAGUUGGAGAGUCGCAUCAGAGACAUCCAUGAUCUGUUUUUCCAGUUGGCCUUGCUGGUGGAGGAACAGGGGCCCAUGGUGGACAACAUUGAGGCUAAUGUGUGUGCCACCGAGGACUUUGUGGCCAAAGCGACAACUCAGAUAGUGAAGGCUGUGAAAUACCAGAAGAAAAACCCUUGUCGACGGUUCUUCUGUUGCUGUUUUCCAUGUUGCAAUAAGUGAUUUCAGUGUUCAUGCCGUGCUUUUCCAUUUGACAUGCGUUUACAUAAGCCGUAGCAUAUUAAACGAACAACAGUCUUGUGUCCAUGUGCUACUCAUGCUAGUGUUAAAGGAAUAAUUCAUCCAAAAUGUAAAUUCUGUCAUCAUUUACACUCCAUCAUGUCAUUCAAACAAUGGUCCCCUUCUGUGGAGCACCACAGGCUAUCUUGGUCACAAAGUUAGCCUCAGUCACCACUUACUUGUAUUGCAUUGCUUCAUAUGCAGUACAAUGCAAGUGAAUGGUGAACACCUCUUUUUUUUUUCAGAAUAACAUGAUGAUAGAAUUACAAUUUUGGGGCAAACUGUAACUUUUAACUAAACGUCAUGUGUUUUACAGUGGCCUAUAUUAACCUGUACUCCCAUUUAAUAUUAAGAGGUCAUUCAUAACCCAUGGCCUAGUGCCCUGCCCUCAUUGGGUGUCACUGAAAAGUUUUGUGUCUUAACCACAGAAGCUGCAAUGCCAAUGAGUCAGUCAUACUGCAAUCGUGCAACUGUUUUUUUUUUUUACUGCGUGUGUCACGGGACAUUUACUUGAUGUGAUUAAAAGAUAUUAAACCGGAAACCAUAAGCGAAAAGUGUUUUUACACUCAUGUACAGUGCACAAGCAUAAGUAAUACAGAAUUAUGUUUUACUGACUAAUUUAAAUUACGAUUUGAGAAGGA